AUGGGGAUAUAUACUUUACUCACCGAUUGGAUUCGUAUAAUUACAAAAUCACCGGUAUUAGAAAAUUUAUCAAAACAUCGAAAAACGAGAUUAUUUUUGGAACUUCUUUUGGUUAACGUGACGAAAAUUGUAUUGCCAGUUUGUGGGGUUUUUGGUGCAGUCCAAAUCAUCCAAGAAUACAAUAAUGAUAAUAAUAGCGUAGGCGAUGAAAGCGGCCAAGUUUUACGUACAAUAUCAAAUUUAGGAUUUUUAAUAUGUUUAUUAUUAUAUAUGGUUUAUGUAACUUAUUUCUCGUUGGUUUAUGUUGGAAGACCUAUUAGUCAGCAACUACAAGUUCUGUUGUUAUACACCAGCGGAGCUUUGCUGUUAAUCGAGUUAGUAUAUAGAACAUUUAUUACCUUUGCUCAGGCUACGGAUUCUAUGAAUAGAUAUGAGUGGAUGAUUUAUGUAUUUGAGGCUAUACCUGAACUAGUAUUAUUGGUUGUUUUGGGUGGUUUUAUUUUGGGUGACUGGUUUUUUAAAGAAGAAGCUUCAGAAAUGAUCGACGGCUCAAAAGCAGAUGUUCCGGAAACUAUUGGUGAGAUUAUAAAAAUGGCUCAAGGUACAAGAAAAAAAACUGCUGUGUAA
Messenger RNA from Scutellospora calospora, 627 nucleotides. The record is from the annotation of a GenBank genome assembly. Lineage: Eukaryota; Fungi; Glomeromycota; Glomeromycetes; Diversisporales; Gigasporaceae.